Molecule: messenger RNA, 2058 nt
Organism: Symbiodinium pilosum
Lineage: Eukaryota; Dinophyceae; Suessiales; Symbiodiniaceae
Source: the annotation of a GenBank genome assembly
AUGGAGUUCGCCGGCUUGCACAUGGUCAAGCAUUCCUUUUCUGGUGUGGCCAUGUUUGCCCCGCUCCCAGGCAGUUCAGCCAAGAAUGCAGCUCGACAUGCCUACGAGGCCUACCAACAUCAUCUGACGCACUCCAAGGCAGCCUUCGGAGACGCACGCCACAUGACCUUCAUACAAUGGCUGCGUCGAUAUCGAGUGGUGAGCACAGAAGGUAAGAACUUCUCCAUUGCCAUCAGAAAUGCUGCAGGCCCCGCCAAAGGCAAAGCAUGUGGAGUGGCGAUGUCCUUCCCCUUCGAGUUGCUCGACAUAUUCAUCGGCGCCUGGGCCGCUUCGUGCAUGGAAGGCAUGCUAGAAGAGCGUCUGUUACCUGACAUCGACAGUGACCUCAACAUACCCGGGUUCGAGAUCGAAUCAGCACGCAGAAGGGCCUUCCGAGCCCCAGAAGGAUGUCGGUAUCUCAAGGCCGUGCUUUCCCUGGAUGAUUUCCAACAGCCUGGCCCUCUCACCGACAAGUUCGCGCCGGACGUCGGCAAGUUCUUAACCCACGUAGAACGAGAACUUACCUUUCGAGGACUUGGAGCAGAUCGCAUCGCGACAUUCAAGGCCAGGGUCCAUGCCUGCGCCUUGCUCCUCUACCAGAUCCGCGACGGAGCAGAAGACCAACUAGAGGUCUUGAAGAUCAUCCGCCACGGCACAACCGUGAGCGAUGCAGCCACGGCCCAAACGACCAACCGGCUGCUCCAGGUGGGCGGCGGGCCCGGCACCGGCAAGACGGAGGUGGUCAUCGCCGCCGCUAAGCAAGCCUUGGAAGAUGGCUGCCGCGUGUUGAUCGCGGGUCCCAUCGGUUUGCUCGUGUCGAUGUACAGGCUUCGACUUCCAGCCAACGACAACCUGACGAUGGAAACGAUUCACUCCGCUUUCCAGCUGGUUCGAGAAGCCGACGCAGCGUACGUGCCUCCUGGAAGACUUCGAAAAUACGAUCUUAUCAUUCUGGAUGAGGUCAGCCAGAUCGAUGCCGAAUCAUGGUCCAAACUCAAGACUGCCCUGGGAGAGCUCAAUCCGGGACCGAUGGUGGUCUUUGUCGGUGACUUCCAGCAACUGCAGCCGGUAGCUGGCAAGCCUCUACUACAACAGGAUCUCAAUCGCCAGGUAGAAUUAGGUAAGCUGCCUAUGAUAGAGCUCCGACACCACGCACUAGCACGAUCCGUAGACCCGGUGAUGUUGGACUUCUUGAACCUUGCCCGCGUGAGCCAGCCCUCCCGUGAAACGCUUGAAAAGUUUUUCGGUCACAGAGUCUGGUCUUCAAAUCUUACGGAAGCAGCGCAGAAGGCUCGCGAGGUGGAGCGCGCCAACGGUCGACCCUUCACCUUCCUGACAGUCACCAACCGGGGAGCGGCCAACGUCAACCUUGCAAGGCUGCAAUUGGAGUUUCCCGACGAAGCCAGCAAGCUAGCCGAAGGUGGAGGCAUUCCUGCAGAGCUGGGAACAGUGGUCCUAGCACCUGGAAUGAGGAUACGCCUGACGUACAACGUUGACAAAGAGAGAGGCUUCGUCAACGGCAACAGCGGGGUGGUGCGUGCCGUGCUGCGUCCAGACGUCUUCGUGCUGCAGAGUGUCCAGGAUUUACCCAUCUUGGUACAUCCAAUCACCCUGAAAGGUCGAAAAUACCUCCCCGUAUCCUACGGGUGGGCCACAACCAUGCGCCGAGCUCAGGGCGCGACUCUCGAGCAGGUCGCCAUCUGGUUUGAUAGAAGGCUGGCCGACAGAGGAUAUGCGUAUGUUGGCAUCUCCAGAGUUAAGCUUCACCAAGAUGCCUUCCUAGUUGGAAGAAUCCGUCGCACAGAUUGGCUACCUGUAGGCGGCUCUGGCGAUCAACAGCAUCUGUCCGUUCUCAGUGAAAGCUCAGACGAGGAGGCAGACGGCUUGUCCGAGAGUGAGCUGAGAUCCCCCGACAGCGAGUCUUGUGAGCCAGAUUGCAGUCCAGAGUCAGACGAGGAAGUAGAGGGCCCGUCCGAAAGUGAGCUAAGAUCCCCUGACAGCGAGUCCUGUGAGCCUUGA